AGAAGGGAGACUUAAGAGUCAUCCAUGUUCUCACUUUCCAAUUGAGAAUUGGGCAACGGUUAAUGGCAAUCGCAGCGGCGAUGAGCAGAGACGAAGCUGAGAAAGAUGCGCAUGAGAACGACCUCGUCAUGCCCGGUUUUCGGUUCCACCCUACUGAAGAAGAACUCAUAGAAUUCUAUCUCCGUCGCAAAAUCGAAGGCAAGCGCUUCAACGUCGAACUCAUAACCUUCCUCGACCUCUAUCGCUAUGACCCCUGGGAGCUUCCUGCACUGGCAGCCAUAGGGGAGAAGGAGUGGUUCUUUUAUGUGCCCAGAGACCGGAAGUACCGCAACGGCGACCGGCCAAACCGGGUGACCACGUCAGGAUACUGGAAGGCUACCGGAGCCGACCGGAUGAUCCGAAGCGAGAAUUCGAGACCUAUUGGGCUAAAGAAAACUCUUGUUUUUUAUUCAGGAAAGGCGCCGAGGGGCAUCCGCUCAAGCUGGAUCAUGAACGAGUACAGGCUGCCGCAGCCUGAAACUGAUCGAAACCAUAAGACGGAAAUCUCGCUGUGCAGAGUAUACAAAAGACCCGGCCUAGAAGACUACCGGCGUUCUCCCAACAAAACCUCUUGCAAGGCUUCAUCAUCCAGUACGCCAGACAAGAAUCGAAGCCAAUAUAAUCCUCACCCUGCAAGCUAUCUACAAUCGGCAGCUGGAGAACCUUCACCUUCUUCAGAGCUCGGCGACGGUAAAUGCGCGGAAGAUGCCAUGUACGCUUCUUCAACCAUCAUUCCCAUAGUUUCUCUGAGCUCAACUCCAAUGGAAGAAGAAGAUUCAUCACAAUAUCACUUACAACCACCCAUACAUUGUUCGUCAGCUAUGGUGGCCUCAGCGUCCACGUCUGUCCAUGAGCUAAACAGGAUUGUCGGCUACAUGAAUCAGCCACAGCUGUUUCCUCUCAAUCAGCCGCCUCCUCUAUUAUCCAGUAAGCUUUGGGACUGGAAUGAUCCUUUUGGUGAUGCUGCUAGAGACUACAGUGCCAAUUUUAAGUAAAGCU
Phalaenopsis equestris is the source of this 1038-nucleotide messenger RNA. RefSeq names its product NAC domain-containing protein 35-like. Gene Ontology annotation, molecular function: DNA binding. Bases 63 to 1034 code for a protein of 323 amino acids. Lineage: Eukaryota; Viridiplantae; Streptophyta; Magnoliopsida; Asparagales; Orchidaceae. The record is from RefSeq and is a predicted model, not a curated record. Gene Ontology annotation, biological process: regulation of DNA-templated transcription. The transcript is spliced from 3 exons.